Messenger RNA from Cryptomeria japonica (Japanese cedar), 1411 nucleotides. RefSeq names its product endo-1,3;1,4-beta-D-glucanase. The record is from RefSeq and is a predicted model, not a curated record. Gene Ontology annotation, molecular function: hydrolase activity. NCBI's taxonomy places the organism in Eukaryota, Viridiplantae, Streptophyta, Pinopsida, Cupressales, Cupressaceae.
AGGGCUGAAGUAAUAGGCAUAGGGCGAACGCGACUCCCUAAUGGUAGGUGUAAACGCUAGUGGGGAUAGUCCUAUGCCGGCCUCUUUUUAUCAAUUUGAAAAUUACCAUCCUUAGGCUCUUCGUUGUACUAAAAAAAAACAGGCGCAACUGCUAGUUUAUUAUCUGUGAGGAACAUUAUCAGUAAAGAGAAAUGAUGACAUAGGACAGGUAAUUACUGGAAUAUUCGAGGAUUUAUUUUGGGGGUUACAGAGUGCAAGAUAAAUAUUUAUAUGGCCUGGGAUAAAUGAGGAUACAGUUCACAGCUGGUUUGUAGGAAAGAAGGAAAAUGGCAGGUCCGCAGUGUUGUGAAUCGCCUCCACCCCGAGACCAUCCUAUCGUCGGUGUUGGAAAGCUCGAGGCCUUCCAUGAUUUGACGGCUUAUGUCACUGGCUCCCCCGACGCCAGCGCCGCAGUCAUUCUCAUCCCCGACAUUUUUGGAUAUGAGGCUCCAAUUUUAAGGAAGCUUGCUGACAAAGUAGCGGAAGCUGGAUACUUUGUGGUUGUUCCUGACUUAUUUAAUGGGGACCCAUAUGUCCCAGACCACGGUACCAUUCAAGAUUGGAUCAAGAAUCAUGCGCCAGAGAAAGGAUUUGAGCCCUCUGCAAAGAUUAUCGAUGUUAAGAGCAGGGGCAUAAGUACUAUUGGAGCAGGUGGCUUUUGCUGGGGAGCCAAGGUGGUAGUGGAGCUAGCCAAAGGGGUGGAUAUAAAAGCAGGGGUGUUAUUGCAUCCAUCGCUUGUUAAUGUUGAUGAUAUUAAAGCGGUUAAAGUGCCGAUAGCAAUUUUGGGAGCUGAAAAUGACAGGAUGUCACCACCUGAACUUAUAAAGCAAUUUGAAGUUAUUUUGUCUGAAAAAUCAGAGGUAGAUAGCUUUGUGAACAUCUAUCCUGGAGUUGCUCAUGGCUGGACUGUAAGAUACGAUGAGAAAGAUGAAAUUGCUGUAACUAAUGCUGAAUUGGCACAGAAAAAAAUGUUGGAAUGGUUUGAGAAACAUUUGAAGUGAGAAGCUAAUGCAAAUAUAUUUAACUUAAAUAUUGAGAAUGCACUCUAUCUUUAUUGCUAGUGCAAGAUCAGUCUAGAUUGAUGAAAUAUAUGUGCCCGAUCUGAAGGCACAUACAGUUUCUACUAAAGGAACUGCGGCCUUCCACUAUUGCUCGUCUGUCGAUUUAAAACGUCUUGGGAGCAAUGGUGACAGUAAUAAUGGUGCAUCAUUCUCUGACAUUGUAUUUAUCUGUAAUCAUUAAUUUUUAUUGUUGAUUUCUACUAGUCUCGUAUCGAGAAAUACCAGUCUUAUUAAAAAAUGGCAAGUUAAUUGUUUGUGUUGUAGAAAUAUUAUAACUUACAUUCAUCAACAGAAAUAUUAGUCUUCUAGCA